Molecule: messenger RNA, 951 nt
Organism: Suillus clintonianus
Lineage: Eukaryota; Fungi; Basidiomycota; Agaricomycetes; Boletales; Suillaceae
Exons: 1
Coding region: 35-481 (148 amino acids)
Source: RefSeq, a predicted model, not a curated record
GCAAGCUCCAACCAAUAACCAUCAUCAUAAUACGAUGCGCAUAACCAGAGACAACUUGCUUCACGCUGCAAAAUCCUUAUGUAUUGAUUUCGCAUCCAAGAAAGAUCCAGACGCUCUCAUAACGCAUUUUUCCACAACGCACCAGUGCGUAGCAUAUGAACAUGGCUUACCCAUUCUUGCCCCAUUUCUGGGUCGUCACUUCGUCGGGCGUGACGGAGUACGGGAUUACUUCAAAACCAUAGCCUCGACCUUGAGCUUUGAGAGUAUGAAGUUUUCAGAAUACAUCGUCGAUCCAAACGUUCAGAAAGUUUCGGUGAAAGGUCAAGCAAGAUUUACCUGGUUGAGCACAGAACAGAGCUGGGACGAGAUAUUUACAUAUGUGCUGGACUUUGAUGAUGAUUGCAAGGUUACGGAUUAUCAAGUUUGGGCAGAUACAGGCGCCGCGUACCUCGCUAGCAGAGGUCAGCUGGGCGCGAAUUAGGAUUGCAGUAAGUGCCUUUGAUCCGUCUGAUCAGGUGCUGAUGAUUUUAAGCUUGAUUUGACGCAUGCGUCCAUGGGAUCUACCGUGUAUAUCUAUAUCAGAUGACAUGAAAAUCUGGCCUACACCGUUUUUUUUGCCUUGUGUCACCCACCAUUCUUUGAGAAUCAAGAUGAGUCGCCAGCGGUCUCCUAUCCGGCACCGAGCCUUAUCAUACCCUUUUCAGUUCCAUCACUUGAUUUCCAUUUUCAUAUUUUUAAAAAGCAUUGUUGCAGAACUGCCAAGAAUCCCUUUUAGAGGUCAGCACGCGACGAUCCUUCCACGCGUAUUUUGCUGCCAGUAUCUGUCGCUUUUGCACGCUAGUCGCCCUGCCAUAUGCAGGGGAUCUUUCGGCAGAGCGACGAAUGAUUUCAAUACUUGUUUGACAACCUAUCUAUGUCUGCUGUUUGUGAUCCGAAAAGUUUAUCGACAGU